This is a messenger RNA of Dama dama (fallow deer), 802 nucleotides long. It is a transcript of the gene UPK2, whose product is annotated as uroplakin 2. Lineage: Eukaryota; Metazoa; Chordata; Mammalia; Artiodactyla; Cervidae. Gene Ontology annotation, biological process: epithelial cell differentiation. The coding region runs from base 1 to 558 and encodes 185 amino acids. Gene Ontology annotation, cellular component: apical plasma membrane. The record is from RefSeq and is a predicted model, not a curated record. The transcript has 5 exons.
AUGGCAUCUCCGUGGCCUGUGUGGACCUUGUCUUGGAUUCUGAUUCUGCUGGCUGUCCUGGCCCCCGGGGCUGCAGCUGACUUCAACAUCUCAAGCCUCUCUGGUCUGCUGUCCCCAGUGAUGACGGAAAGUCUGCUCGUUGCCUUGCCCCCGUGUCACCUCACAGGGGGCAAUGCCACCCUGACUGUCCGGCGAGCCAAUGACAGCAAAGUGGUGAGAUCUAGCUUCGUGGUGCCUCCGUGCCGCGGACGCAGGGAGCUGGUGAGCGUGGUGGACAGCAGGUCUGGCUUCACGGUCACCCGGCUCACUGCAUACCAGGUGACAAACCUGGCGCCAGGAACCAAAUACUACGUUUCCUACCUCGUGACAAAGGGGGCAUCCACCGAGACCAGCAGAGAAAUCCCAAUGUCCACACUUCCUCGAAGGAAGGCAGAAUCCAUUGGGCUGGCAAUGGCCCGGACAGGGGGCAUGGUGGUCAUCACGGUGCUGCUCUCGGUCGCCAUGUUCCUGCUGGUUCUGGGCUUGAUCAUCGCCCUAGCACUGGGAGCCCGAAAGUGAGGAGGACAGCACCAGGCAGCAGGCAGCAAGUCCAAGGCACUGUCUGUGUUCUCAGCCGGGGGUGCUGCGUCUGCUCCUGCCUCCGCUGCUGAGAAGAUGGCCUGCUCCCAGGCCAAGGCACCAGGCCUGAGCUCCUCAGAGCCGUUAUCUCCCCUCCCUUCUCCACUACAGCCCUUUCCUCCCUCCGUCCCCUUCUCAUCCCCUAGGUGUCCCCUUGGCCCAACACUCCCUAUUACUGCCCUCA